CGUACAAGUAGCGACCUGUUCAGUGUGUUCACAGAUUGCGGAAUUGACUAACACAAUUGAUCAUUUGAGUACAUCAUCAGGGUACAGUACUCAUACAUUUCACCAGAAACACAUGAGAGGAAGGAGUUGGAUUUUAAGCUUGUGAUUCAGAUGAGGAGGGCUUGUCCGUUUGGCCCUUGUGGUCAUCCCCUGUUGUGAUGGCGUCUCUCCAUUUUACCACAUUACUUUUCCUCCUCUUUCUCUUCUCUUUUGGUCUUUUACUUGUGACUCAUCUGCCAUCUGUCGCCCCGUCAUUUCCUUAUCCCCAGUCACCUUCAUCACCGUCCUGCGAUCCAGGUCAGUCAUGGGCUGUCCGGCUCCAUGCUGACACACAUCAUGAGGAUCAACAUUCUGAGGAACUUGAUAUAAUUGCAAACCAGGUAGCAAGACAGGCUGGGCUGCGCAACCAGGGCCAGAUUGGACAGUUAGAAGGCCACUACUUACUGUGCUCUUCUCAAGCUGGUGAUAAUGUUUGGAGGAAUAGUCUCCACCCUGGGAAUGUGCUAGCAAGCCACCCUAAUGUCCUUUGGUACUCCCAGGAGCGAGUGCUCAGUCGUUCGAAAAGAUCUAUGGCUUUCAAUGACCCACGAUACCCUAAACAGUGGCACCUGCACAAUGAUGUAAACAAGGGCAUGGACAUCAAUGUGACCGGGAUAUGGGAGCGCAACAUUACUGGCGUGGGAGUUACUGUGGUGGUGGUAGAUGACGGGGUACAACACACCCAUCAAGACCUAAAACCCAAUUAUAGUCCAGAGGGCAGCUAUGAUCUGAACUCCAAUGACCCCGACCCUAUGCCCCACCCAGACGUGCACAGUGACAACCACCAUGGGACUCGAUGUGCCGGCGAGAUCGCUGCUGUUCCAAACAACAGCUUUUGUGCUGUGGGGGUGGCGUAUGGCAGUAAGGUGGCAGGUAUAAGGGUCCUGGACGGCCCACUGACUGAUAGCCUGGAGGCCAUAGCCUUCAACAAACACUAUCAAGUCAACGACAUCUACAGCUGCAGUUGGGGUCCUGAUGAUGAUGGACACACAGUGGAUGGGCCUCAUCCCUUGGGCAAGGCUGCACUUCAGCACGGGGUCAUUGCAGGAAGACGUGGUUUUGGAAGCAUCUUUGUGGUUGCCAGUGGGAAUGGAGGUCAAUUCAAUGAUAAUUGCAACUAUGACGGUUAUGCCAACUCCAUCUAUACCAUCACCAUUGGAGCUGUUGACGAGAAUGGUAGGAUGCCCUUUUACGCUGAAGAGUGUGCAUCCAUGUUGGCUGUUACUUUUAGCAGCGGGGGGAACAAGCUGAGGAGCAUUGUAACAUCGGACUGGUCCAUGCAGCAGGGAAGAGGCUGUACAGAGGGCCACACUGGCACAUCUGCUGCCGCCCCCCUGGCAGCCGGGAUGGUGGCCCUCAUGCUGCAGGUCCGACCCUGCCUCAGCUGGAGGGACGUCCAGCACAUAAUCACCUUCACUGCCACCAAGUGUGACAACAGUUCAGACUGGAGGGAGAACGGAGCAGGUUUCCAUCACAGCCAUCAGCAUGGUUUCGGACUCCUCAAUGCAUGGAAACUCGUUAAUGCAGCCAAGGUGUGGGAGCCAGUGCCAUUUCUUGUGUCCUAUCAAAGCUCAGUAAUAGAGAAGAAAGUGUCCAUUCCAUUAUAUCCCAGGGAGCUGGUUCACACCUGGACAGUCACUGCUGCUGACUUGGCACUGUCCGGGAUGCAGACACUGGAGCAUGUGGCCGUUACCGUGACAAUAAACCACCCUUGUCGUGGCAACCUGGAAAUUGUGUUGUUCUGUCCCAGCGGGAUUCCAUCAGUCAUUGGGGCUCGACGGGCUAUUGACAGAGACUCUGGAGGGUACCGGGACUGGACCUUUUCCACUGUGCGUUGCUGGGGAGAGAGUGCUCACGGCCAGUACCACCUCAAGAUAUCUGACCAUAAGGAACCAUUGUCUCAACAAUGUGCCAACAUGGGGGAGUUAAAGCAGUGGAAGUUGACUCUGUAUGGAUCUUCUAUGACCUUCAAGGAAGUCAAGGACAGACAAAUGUUGGUGGAGGAUGCCAUGAGUGGCAAAUAUCUGGACAGCAGCUUCUCUUUGCCUUGCUCCCCAGGCCUUGAUAUUCCAUCAGAGAUUAUCAGUCCAUUCAGCUCUUGCAGCCUUAGGUUCCUGCUCUUGCUCGGCUGCUUUGCUCUGUUCUCGUCUCUCUACUACAUACUGGAGGCCGCCAUAGCCCACCUGGACCUCAGAAGCCUCAAAUGCCUGUCCUGGAAGGAAACGGGUCACAGAUUCAGGAAAGGUCGUCGAGGGAGAGGAGUGGAGGAGGCAUUGGAUGAAGAGAAUGGAGAGGAAGAGGAGCCGGAGUCUGGAGUAGAACUACAUGCAGUGCUGGACUCUGAGGCCAAAGUGCCACUUAUUAAUGGAGACAUGCUGUCAACAUAACAGAGCUUGGUAGGACAAAAGUGCUCUUUGGCUGUCUCAGGCUUCCAUCCCAACAUCCUCACCCACCCAGGUCACUGGAGUUUGUCUUACCGUGUUGUGUUGAAAGGUCAAGUGGUAAAUUGUGGAUUGAACUGUGAAUGAAGUUCACCGUGGAGCAUCGUGCACCACAUGUGCUUCAAACGUCAGGCCUUCAAUUAACGUCUUUUUCGAGCGGGUGUGUCUGUGCAGCUAACCCUCCCAAAUAUUUGAGAGAAAACCUAAAGGAUUUCAAGGCUCAGUAAAACGAUUUGUGCUACAGAAGAAUGAGCUACUGUUGGUAAGGAAUGUAAUGUAUGCACUUUAUAAAGGUCACAAUCUGAUGUGAGUGAGAGCGUGCGCAUGUGUGUGUGAGAGCGUGCGCACGUGUGUGAGAGCGCGCGCAUGAGUGUGUGUGUGUGUGUCUGCGCGCACGCACGUGCGUGUGUGUGUGUGCGCGCGCAUGCGUGAAGCAAUUGUCAACUCGGUCUUCCUCUGAAGUGGCCUCAAUUUAAAAUUCCACUAUGGUAAAGGCAUAUUUAAGGAAUAACAUUGUAUUUUUGACACAGGAUGAUUUGCAUUUGACAUUAAAGCCCCAGAGUCCUACCUGUGUGUUACAACCAACUACUGAAAAAACUUGACAUUUAAGUUGUGAAAUAUACACAACUACUGUAUAUUUGUAUUGAAGGGUUAUGUAUUGUGGAAUAUUCACAACUAUUUUUAUUGAAGUGUUACAUAUAAAAUAUGCCUUAUACACGGGACACAAUUUGCGCUGCCUGUAAAACAAUUGUUUUUAUACCAAAUGUUUUUCUCUACUGCAGUACAGUGAAAGAGUGGAGUUGCAAGUUGUGUUUUGCUAUGCAAGUCAGAUAAUGUUGAUAAAGGGUGAUUAAAUUUUUUUUUUUUUCUCGUUGUGGAUUCUG
This is a messenger RNA of Phycodurus eques (leafy seadragon), 3403 nucleotides long. It is a transcript of the gene pcsk7, whose product is annotated as proprotein convertase subtilisin/kexin type 7. The record is from RefSeq and is a predicted model, not a curated record. Bases 198 to 2465 code for a protein of 755 amino acids. The transcript is spliced from 17 exons. Gene Ontology annotation, biological process: protein processing. Gene Ontology annotation, cellular component: trans-Golgi network; Golgi membrane. Lineage: Eukaryota; Metazoa; Chordata; Actinopteri; Syngnathiformes; Syngnathidae. Gene Ontology annotation, molecular function: serine-type endopeptidase activity.